This is a messenger RNA of Parathielavia appendiculata, 975 nucleotides long. RefSeq names its product mitochondrial carrier. Gene Ontology annotation, cellular component: mitochondrion. The record is from RefSeq and is a predicted model, not a curated record. NCBI's taxonomy places the organism in Eukaryota, Fungi, Ascomycota, Sordariomycetes, Sordariales, Chaetomiaceae. The transcript is spliced from 4 exons. Gene Ontology annotation, molecular function: succinate:fumarate antiporter activity. Gene Ontology annotation, biological process: transmembrane transport; succinate transport; fumarate transport. Bases 1 to 975 code for a protein of 324 amino acids.
AUGGCGACAAAAGUGAACAAGGACGGCAAAAAGCCGCCGUCAGCGGCGACUAACCUCAUUGCUGGCGGUGGUGCGGGUAUGAUGGAGGCAUUGGUGUGCCAUCCUCUGGACACCAUCAAAGUGCGCAUGCAGCUUUCUCGGCGAGGCCGGCAACCGGGCAUGCCCAAGCGCGGUUUCAUCGCCACAGGCGUCGAGAUUGUGCGCAAGGAGACACCCCUGGGCCUGUAUAAGGGCCUCGGCGCCGUGCUCACGGGCAUUGUCCCCAAGAUGGCGAUCCGCUUCACUUCGUUCGAGUGGUAUAAGCAGCUGCUCGCGAGCAAAGAGACGGGCGUGCUCUCGGGCCAGGGCCUCUUUUUCGCCGGCCUCGCCGCGGGCGUCACCGAGGCCGUCGCCGUCGUGACCCCAAUGGAAGUCGUCAAGAUCCGGCUGCAGGCGCAGCACCACAGCAUGGCCGACCCUCUCGACGUGCCCAAGUACCGCAAUGCGGCGCACGCGCUGUACACCAUCGUCAAGGAGGAAGGCGCGGGCGCGCUGUACCGCGGCGUGUCGCUGACGGCGCUGCGCCAGGGUAGCAACCAGGCCGUCAACUUCACCGCCUACACCUACUUCAAGGAGUGGCUCUACCAGUGGCAGCCCGAGCACCGCGGCGGCAACCUGCCCAGCUACCAGACCACGCUCAUCGGCCUCGUCUCGGGCGCCAUGGGUCCGCUCAGCAACGCGCCCAUCGACACCAUCAAGACGCGCCUUCAGAAAAUGAAGGCCGAGGAGGGCACCACCGCGCUGCAGCGGAUUACGAGGAUCACGGGGGAUAUGUUCAAACAAGAAGGCGUCCACGCAUUCUACAAGGGCAUCACGCCCAGGAUAAUGCGCGUCGCGCCCGGCCAGGCCGUCACCUUCACCGUUUACGAGUUCCUCAAGGAGAAGCUCGAGAGAAGCAAGCCCACCAUCCUGACGGGGGGAAGGUACGAGGAAUAA